This is a messenger RNA of Notechis scutatus (mainland tiger snake), 3808 nucleotides long. RefSeq names its product carbonic anhydrase 8 (inactive) (gene CA8). The record is from RefSeq and is a predicted model, not a curated record. Gene Ontology annotation, molecular function: zinc ion binding; carbonate dehydratase activity. Lineage: Eukaryota; Metazoa; Chordata; Lepidosauria; Squamata; Elapidae.
GUGUCUCUUUGCAGCCAAGUUGCCUGUCUUCACACAGUCCCAACCUAGCAGUUCGCCAAGAAAGUGCCGGUUUGUGCUUUCAGUCCAGGCACACAAUCAGGCGGAGAGCCGGCUUCCGCGCGGGGGUCUUGCUGAGAGCGCCGGCGAACCGCGGAAAAAGCUGGCAGCUUUAUGGAGGAAUCGGGGCAAGUCGCUGAGAGAGAGGAGAGUGUGGAUUGGGGCUACGAAGAAGGUGUUGAGUGGGGACUAAUCUUUCCUGAUGCAAAUGGAGAAUAUCAAUCUCCUAUUAACUUGAAUUCAAGAGAGGCCAAAUAUGACCCAUUGUUACUGAAAGUACACUUAUCACCAAAUUAUGUUGUAUGCCGUGAUUGUGAGAUCCUCAAUGAUGGACACUCAGUUCAGAUCCUCUUAAAGACCAAAUCAAUGUUAGUGGGAGGCCCGUUACCGCAGGGCCAUGAAUUUGAACUUCACAGUGUUCGAUUUCACUGGGGCAGAGAAAAUCAGCGUGGCUCAGAACACACAGUUAAUUUUAAAGCAUUUCCCAUGGAGCUUCAUCUGAUCCACUGGAACACUACCAUGUAUCACAGUAUUGAUGAAGCAGUUGGAAAGAAGAAUGGCAUAGCCAUUAUUGCCUUAUUUGUGCAGAUAGGAAAGGAACAUUCAGGCCUAAAGGCUGUGACCGAGAUUCUGCAAGACAUUCAGUAUAAGGACAAUUCCAAGACAAUACCUUGCUUCAAUCCUAACACAUUAUUACCAGAUCCACUGCUAAGAGACUAUUGGGUGUAUGAAGGCUCUCUCACGGUUCCACCCUGCAGUGAAGGUGUUACGUGGAUCUUAUUUAGAUAUCCUUUAACGAUAUCCCAAGUUCAGAUAGAAGAGUUUCGAGGACUGAGGAAUCAUAUUAAAGGGGCGGAGCUCCUAGAAGGUUGCGAUGGAAAUUUAGGAGAUAAUUUCAGACCAACACAGCCACUAAAUGACAGAGUCAUAAAGGCUGCUUUCCAGUAGCAGAGACAAAUUAUUUUAAAAAGAAAGAAAAAAAGAAAGUCAAAAUAUUGACCCUUUAUUCUGAUUUGAGCCAGUUGAUCUUGCCUGAAGAUUGUGUGGUUUUGGACCUGCCUAAAAGCUAUUAAAAGAGUCACCUUAGAAUUCUUUCUGAAUAAUGGUUCAAAUUGCUGGAUACUUUCCUGAAGUUACUGAACUGAAUUUUCCUAGCAAGAAGUAUGAACUAUCCUUUGAAUUGACAUAUUGACUUAAUAUGAUUUGCUUCAGUAGAGAUGGCUGAAGAUGUCAUGUGGAGCCAUUCAUCAAUUACACAGCACAAGGAUAUAAUCUUGAAGACUGAUUCUUUUUAUCUAAAGGCUAACAAUGGUUUUGAGACUACAUUGUCACUUAAGAGCUUACAUAAUUUUGGAUUUAUAUUGGAAUAAAGAUCUGUGAUAUUGUCUAAGGUUCUGUGGAGCUCAUUUUUUUAACCUUGAUUCUUAUUCUACUACUUGCUUGUUGGCUUCAAUAGUUUUCCAAUUGCUUCAAGUCAAUUCCAAUACUCUGCAUUAAUUGAAUGUAUCUUCACUUGGUGUAGGACUACUUGUAGUAUAGACUGAAUAUAGUAUAUGUGCACAUUAAUGUUGUUAUAUGAAAACUGAAUUUAAUGGCUUCCUAUAAACAAGAAGUGAUUGAAUCUAUUUCUGUUAUGAGCCCUUUUAUGUUCUGUCCUAGAAGCAAAACACACAGCAGUGGAACUCAAGAUAAUUUGAUGUGCCUAGUGACAAAUAGCAGUGGAAUGACUUCAUCCUGGAAGUGCUAUGAAGCUUGUGUUUGUCAUAUUGUCACAAAUCGUCACAUAAAGGCGUGAUGUGAAAAAAGUAUUUUGUUAGUUUGUUAGUAAUUGAUGAUUGUAGAAUCUGUUGUGUUAAAUCACUCAUUCUUAAAACACUUCGAAGUUUUUUAAUACUUAAUUCCUUUUCUACCUUCCUCCCAAAAUAAGAUAUGUAGGACACUCGUAUUUAUGCUAUGAUAUGUGAUAUGGAGAAAAGAUGAAAAGGGAUACUUCAAAGGACUUAAAUUUACAGAGUACCUUCUUUUAAAUAUGUAUGUAUUUUCAUGCUUAUAUCUUUCUGACACCAUAUAAAUUAUUCACAUUAAUAACUUAACACAAUAACACAGAGAGGAUUUUGCAGACUGCAAUUAUUGAACAUGCACUUACACAUGAGUGUUUGAUAUACCUUAUGAAAGAAAGCAUAUCCAUGAAGAAUUUAGGAGAAAGAAUGAAAUAUUCAAUCAUUUUGUGUUUGUUUUCUGGAAAAAUAGUUCUUUCUUCUUUAAUUAUUGCCCUGAAAAGAAAGAUCACUAAUUUAGCCAAGGGAUUUAUUCUUUAAGAAAACAAAAGUUGAACUUAGAAAUUUCUUGAAUAGAGAAGAAUAGAGAUUAAUCUAGGGUUCCUGAUUAAACCAAAGAUGGUCAGAGGAACUGAAAAUUUUGUCCAAUAAAGAAAUGAAACUGGAAAAUAGAACUAAAGGUGCAAAAGAGAAGGAUGGGAAGAAAACUUUCCAGAAAUAAAGUUGCAGUUAGUCCUGAUUUAACAAUAGUAAUGGGGACUGAAAUUUCCAUUGCUAAGCAAUGCGUUCAUAAUGUGUGAUGUAAGAUUGCAUUGCUUAAUGAUGGCACUUCUGACAGUCCCUAUUGCUAUUGUUAAAUGAAGAUCAUGGGUAAAGUGACAAGACUGAGUCACUCACAAGCUGGCCAGAAGGUGCAAUGUGAGCAUGAUCAUGUGGCGGGUGGUUGCUGCCAAGUGUGGAAAGGCAUCCAGGUGAUUGCCAUGGCACAACAGAAGGCGGGAGGGACUGUUGCCUGACAUAGGCGUGUGCACACCUGGCUCUUACUUUGUAGUCAGACUCCACAGGAAAAAAAGCAGUGAGAAUGGUAGUGACUUACAGGAGUGACUUAUGACCAUUGAUUUUGCUUGUAGGAAGCUGGCAAGGAAGGUUGCAAACAAUCAUCAAGUGACCACAGGACACUGCAACUGUUGUGUGACCUAGUUGUCACCAGCCCAAAUUGUGAUUGCAUGAUAGAGAGAAGUCGACCAGAACUUGGGGACCAGUCAUAGAUACCAUUUGCUCAGCACCAUCAUAACUGAAUUGUUUCUGAAUGAGUGGUUGUUAAUUGAAGCAUCAAAAAAGUUACUGUGCAGAACUGCAAUGCAUUGAGACCAGAGACAUUAAAUGGAAAGAAAUGGAAAAUUCUGCAGUGAAGAGUGUUGGUGUAGCUGAAUGGACUUAUCCCCUAUCGUAUUUUAUUUGCUAUUUGUUUGAUGAGGAAUUUUGAAGCAACUUCUGAAAAACUUCUGGUCUUCUCUUGCAAGUGACAUUUUUUUACAUACUGAUUCUAGGGGGAAGAAUAAUGGGACAGAUUAGCAUGAUAGAAACACCAUAUUUUCUUGAUACCAGUAUAUGUACCAGUAUAUGUACAAGAGGAAUGGGAAACUCAGUUAUGCUGCCAGGAUUUUCAUCAUGGAGAGUUGUGGCCUUCCAACUCACAGUAUGAAGUUGAAAUCCUGAUUUUAAAAGUUGUAAAGUUUGAAAAACACUGGCUUAGAUUGUAAGGUAAAGUUUAAUGACAUAUUUAAAUGCUAUAUUAUGCCAGCCUAUUAAAACUGUAUGGGGCUCUCUGAAGGUUGAUUUAAUUUGAAUUUCAACUGGAUUAUCUCUAUAAAACCAACCUUCAUAUUAUUUCAAGACUUUAAGAAGAACUGAAGAGAGACUUCUGAAGAACUGAAGAAGCUUCUUAGAUGAGAAGCAAAAACUUUUCAAAG